GGCAGCAGACAUUUCCAUGUUCUAGAACUACCAGCCAGGCCAGCCCCUCGCCAGAAUGAAGCUUUCUGGAUUUGUGAGCAUUCUUGUGCUAUUUGGCCUGCUUGCAAGAGUCCAGGGACCUAGUCUAGCUGACUUGCUGUUUCCCAGGAGAUGCCCCAGAUUCAGAGAGGAGUGUGAACACCAAGAGAGGGACCUUUGUACCAGGGACAGGGACUGCCCGAAGAAAGAGAAGUGCUGUGUCUUCAACUGUGGAAAGAAAUGCUUAAACCCCCAACAAGAUAUCUGCAGCCUGCCGAAAGACUCCGGCUACUGUAUGGCUUACUUUCGUCGUUGGUGGUUUAAUAAAGAAAAUAGCACGUGCCAAGUCUUCAUCUAUGGUGGCUGCCAAGGAAACAAUAACAACUUCCAAUCCCAAAGUAUAUGCCAGAACGCCUGCGAAAAAAAAAGCAGUCUCACCUGAACAGAGGAUACGCUGGGAAAAUCAUCAGAAUUUGGCUUCUGCUCCAAGCUCUGUGUGCCUGCUGUGUGCUCCAGACUGGCUUCUGGAGAGCACUUUGAGCACUGCAAGACCUUGAGUCUUCCCAGUUGUGGGGUCCUAGGAUACCUCCCCUCCCACCAUGCCAGUUGCUAUCCAUAACACCUCCUCUUGGGGUCCCCAUCACUAGCCUCAGCUGCUCAGCACCACCGUCAAAAGCUCCCAGUUUACUUCCAUGUAGCUCUCAACUUCGUUCAGUAAAGUCUUUGGCUUCACCCUG
Mus musculus (house mouse) is the source of this 755-nucleotide messenger RNA. It is a transcript of the gene Eppin, whose product is annotated as epididymal peptidase inhibitor. Lineage: Eukaryota; Metazoa; Chordata; Mammalia; Rodentia; Muridae. Gene Ontology annotation, cellular component: protein-containing complex; extracellular region; cell surface. Gene Ontology annotation, molecular function: serine-type endopeptidase inhibitor activity; peptidase inhibitor activity. Gene Ontology annotation, biological process: negative regulation of calcium ion import; defense response to bacterium; negative regulation of flagellated sperm motility. The record is from RefSeq and is marked provisional. Bases 56 to 460 code for a protein of 134 amino acids. The transcript is spliced from 4 exons.